Molecule: messenger RNA, 2583 nt
Organism: Bursaphelenchus xylophilus (pine wood nematode)
Lineage: Eukaryota; Metazoa; Nematoda; Chromadorea; Rhabditida; Aphelenchoididae
Source: the annotation of a GenBank genome assembly
AUGAAUGCCGUUGAGGUUCUGCAUGUCCUUCUGGCGUGUCUAUGGUGCUAUGUGGACGCGAAGAAAGCACCAAAACGUUUCCGUAAGUGGUUUUUCUCUGCGACUUCUUUAUGCGUUCCAUUAAAUGUCACGCCAUUUUUAUUAUGCCUUUAUGGGAAUGGCGCGUCGAAAAUGCGUUACGGAUAGAGACAACAACAAGAAUUGUUUGCUUUCUGUGAAAAAGACUGCAAGAGAUUUGAUAACCCAGCUGAAAAUGAUAUCAAAUUAAAUGCCAAUAUGCCUAAAAAACAUCUCUUAACAACCCAUAAUUUCUCAACCUAAAUUUAGAUCAAUAUCUAGACUAUGGCUAUGUUCCGGAGGAUCCGAAGCCGGUUGUGAUGACUUCAACCCAUGUCCCAGUAACUGACGCCGGCCCUCAGUUAUGGCCCUUGGGGCGGAUCCCUUUCAUCGAUGAUCCGGAUCUAAUAGCCAAUGAAGAUCAAGCCGUUGCGCUUAACAAUGCACGUAUGGACCUACAAAUUCGGACGUGUGUCAAAUUUGUGCCAAGAAAAAACGAACGUGAUUACGUGUAUUUCACGGACCUCGGAAUGGACGUAGAGUAAGUGAGCAGGCAAUGCAAUGAAUCUUCUAGAUGUUGGAACAUGUUUGAGCAAAACCAUGGUCAUGUCGCUGUGAAUGCGGGACCUUCAUGUUUAGCCCCGAUGAAAUGGCCGUACAAACCACACCAAGUAUUUUCCGAUUGUGACAUUGAAUAUGUGAACCAUUUGUACAACUGUCCGCGAAGACAUCGAAAACACUCGCCAAUUUGUCCGGCCGGAAACACAAUCAUGGCAUUGCCACAGUAGGUUUUAAGAGCGUAUGGGGACACAUAAUGCCUUCAAAUUCAUCAUACUGUAUUCCAAGUUUAUGUUCUUUCUUCCAGGCCUGUAGUAGACACCCCAGAACCUCCAAUUCCCUUGCCCCCACCGAGCAAGAAGAAAGUCAAGAAAUCCAAAACGGCUCAUACUCCGUUCCCCCCUCAUAUUGAGUUACCAACUCCACCGCCUUUACCGUCAACAUCAACUUCAGGACAGCCGUCUCCUUUACCGAUGGAAUUGGAAGUUUUCACCUUAACCCCGACUCCAGAUCCAACGACGACGACGACUAUUUUAACAACCGAAACAACAACUACAACCACCACAACACCUCCAAUAACAACAAUGGAAACAACGGUUACAAAUACGUCUUCGGAGGCAACCACAACUGAAACCACUACGACAGCAGCUCCUAUUACAACGCAAAUGGUCCCCGAGCCGGAGCAAAGCAACAACGUUGGAAUCAGCCCGAUGAGCUCGUACCCUCCAACACCUCAACCAAUCACAGCUGAGGUCGUUGAGAACGUCUUCGAAUUUACGACAGAGCUGCCUACGGUUACUGACGAAGUUAGCGAGCUGAUUCCGAUAGUUCAGACCACCCAUAUCAAGGCAAAGAUGACAACUCAAACUUUUGCCCAAAAAAGCCAGGCAGGAAUCCGCGGGAAAAUCUCGCACAAAGACGGCUUAAAGAGCUACAAGAUGAAGCCUAUUCCAAUGGAUAUAAUGGAUGACAGGCCUAUUGGGACCUGUGGAAGCCCUUGCAAUUACACAGGCAGGUUUUUAUGUCAUAUGACGUGAUUCGCGGCUUCGCCAUUUCAACGUUUGUUUAAUUUUAGGCGGAGUCAUUCCUCUUCGUCGCUCAUACAACGACAAAUUGGGGAUUACCGAUCAUUUCUACACCGAGGAUCUGGUUGAGCAGAAAAAUAGGGUCCUGGACGGCUACUUGUUGCAGAGUGAGUCACUGAAGAAACGUUUUAUUUAUUCAAUAAUUUUUUUCAGCUCCAAUGGGUUACAUUGGGAAGUCAUCGAACGAUCCGUCCUGCACAUGCCUUAGACCAUUGUACCGGCUAUACAACGAAUUCCUAAGUAAGUUUCAACGAAAAGAACGUACAAGUGGUACGAUAAAUUACGUAAAUUUUGAUACAUUGACCUUUUUCCAAAGAAUUUUAAAAUCAAACAAGAAUACUGCGAAGACAUCUUCAUAAUGCAAACAAAAAUCGGAAUAAAAUUAAUGCAAACAGUCCACGGGAUACGGGGACAUCCGUUUUCACACAUAAUUUUUAUAUUUUUAGAAGACCAUCUUCUCACAUCCCGCGAGCACGAGAAAGAAGUUGCGGAAAGGAUAUUGGGUUACAAAUACGAGAAAGUCCUUGGGUUCUGUACAAAAGAGCCGGGCUGCGGCGCUUAUCUGCCGUUAUAUCGGUUCUACAACCCAAUCGCAAAAGGUAAAUUGAUUGGGCAAGAGGCCGAGCGUUUGACGAGAGCCGCGAAUAGUUGAAGCUAAGACAUGAUGUUUUUUCACAUAAAAUUUCCAGAUCAUUUAUACACCGUCGACGAGCAGGAAAUGCAAUACUACAAAAAGCAUCCCGAGCAUGCGUAUGGCUUUGAAUACAUUGAAUGCUACGUGUGGAAACAGCAACAAGUCGGAGCGGACUGCCCUCUUCAGAACCUCGCGAUCAACAAGGCCGAGUUGGCACAAUUGGCAUUAAUGGGUUGGAACAACACAUAA